GACUCGGCCUGUGCAGGGGAGUUGUUUGGCGGAGCGCGCAAGUUUUUCUUUACUUUUAACAUUUCAUUUUUAAUUUCCGCACACACGCCUCAACUACUCAUUGUUUUUCCUCGCUUAACUCUCGCACUUUCCGCCCCGAACCUUCUAGACGUCGCGGUGGUCGCGGCGGUAAAACGGCAACUCUCCACAAGGCGAGACGGAAGGGGAAGCAUCGGCUCACCGCGGCGGGCUUGAGGGGAUGAUGCCGACGUUGCGGGACAGCAUCAUGUCCCAGUCCGGGGAGAAUUCGCACCAAGUCCGGGUGAAAGCCUACUACAAAGGGGACAUCAUGAUCACGCACUUUGAGCCAUCCAUAUCCUACGAAGGCCUGUACGGAGAAGUCAAGGACAUGUGCUCCAUGGACAACGACCAGCUCUUCACCAUGAAGUGGAUAGAUGAAGAAGGUGACCCGUGCACUGUGUCGUCUCAGCUGGAGCUGGAAGAAGCUCUGCGCCUCUACGAGCUAAACAAAGACUCAGAGCUCAUUAUUCACGUGUUCCCAUGUGUGCCAGAGAAACCCGGCAUGCCAUGUCCCGGGGAAGACAAGUCCAUAUAUCGGCGAGGAGCGAGGCGCUGGAGGAAGCUCUACUACGCCAGCGGCCACGCCUUUCAGGCCAAACGCUUUAACAGGAGAGCGCAUUGUGCCAUCUGCACAGACAGAAUCUGGGGUCUGGGCCGACAGGGCUACAAGUGCAUCAACUGCAAAUUGCUGGUGCACAAGAAGUGCCAUAAACUGGUCACCGUGGAAUGCGGGCGGCCGAUGAUCCAGGAACCAAUCAUGCCUGGACAACCAUCACAUCUGUCAGACCACACAGAACAGCCAGGCCCUCAGAAUAAAGACUCGAGAGAAAGCUUGACUUACGAUGGAGAGGAGAAAGAGGCGCGGAACAGCCGAGACACGGGCAAGUCGCCCUCGAGCCUGGGCUUGGCAGACUUCGACCUGCUGCGGGUGAUUGGGCGCGGCAGCUACGCCAAAGUGCUGCUGGUGCAGCUGAAAAAGACGGAACGCAUCUACGCCAUGAAGGUCGUCAAAAAGGAGCUUGUCAAUGACGACGAGGACAUCGACUGGGUUCAGACAGAAAAACACGUUUUUGAGCAGGCUUCGAAUCACCCCUUCCUUGUCGGCCUGCAUUCCUGCUUCCAGACAGAAAGCAGACUCUUUUUUGUUAUUGAAUAUGUGAACGGCGGCGAUCUCAUGUUCCACAUGCAGCGACAAAGAAAACUUCCGGAAGAACACGCCAGAUUCUAUUCGGCAGAGAUCAGUCUAGCGCUCAACUACCUCCACGAACGGGGCAUCAUCUACAGAGAUCUGAAACUGGACAACGUGCUGCUGGACUCCGAGGGACAUAUCAAACUUACGGACUACGGCAUGUGCAAAGAGGGCUUGAGACCGGGCGACACAACAAGCACUUUCUGUGGCACCCCCAAUUACAUUGCCCCUGAAAUACUGCGAGGAGAGGAUUACGGCUUCAGCGUGGACUGGUGGGCGCUGGGUGUGCUGAUGUUCGAGAUGAUGGCGGGCCGGUCGCCUUUUGACAUCGUAGGGAGCUCCGACAAUCCUGAUCAGAACACAGAAGACUACCUCUUCCAAGUCAUAUUGGAAAAACAGAUCAGAAUUCCCCGCUCGCUGUCAGUCAAAGCUGCCAGCGUACUCAAGGGAUUCCUCAAUAAGGACCCCAAGGAGCGUCUGGGCUGCCAGCCUCUGACGGGCUUCGCUGACAUCAUGGGCCACCCCUUCUUCAGAAACGUUGAAUGGGACCUUCUGGAGCAAAAGCAGGUGGUCCCUCCAUUCAAACCCAACAUCUCCGGCGAAUUCGGGCUGGACAACUUCGACGCCCAGUUCACCAACGAGCCCAUCCAGCUGACGCCUGAUGACGAUGACGUGGUGAAGAAGAUCGACCAGUCCGAGUUUGAAGGAUUUGAAUACAUAAACCCGCUCUUGAUGUCGGCCGAGGAGUGUGUGUGACGGGAGCCCCCCCCCCCCCCACACACACACACACACACACUUAUCUCAGUGUCUUCAUGCUGCGUUGGCGACAUCCAUGGUUUUUCUGCCAAAACACGAGUGUCACACUUUAGUUCUAACCACAUGUCCUUAAGUCUAUUUUUCUCUUCCUGAAUUAUUUUUAUAUCAUAUAAAAAGUGCACUGAUGUCAUGGUGUCAUGGAGCGGGGGGGAGGGGGUGGAUGGAGAUGGCAAUGGCCUCUUUUACAAAAGUUCUUCCAAGGUUACUGGACUGUAUGUCGGAACGGAGCCUGUCACAGGAAGUGAGCGUCCAUUCUCACCUCGCGGGCUGCUUUCAGUUCUUAUUUUAUUUGUACAUACAUUUAUGAAACUGCUGUUGCGGAGAAAUGUUAGACAAAGUUGUUGUUUUUUCGCUCCAAAAAAAAAAAAAGCUCUCUGGCAUCAAUUCCUUACACUAGCCUUUAAAAUAAACAGAUGCAAAUAUAUAUUUUUAUUUCUAUAUAUAUAUAUAUAUAUAAAUGUGUAUGUAUGUAUAUGUUGUCCUAAGUGUGAGGAUCACACACACAAAAAGUCAUCUUUAUUCCUGCUAGUUGGAGCACUAAGGCUAGAAAUACUGUGAACUAAACAGCUCAAACCUUCAUACAGGACCAAAAUAAACAUGUGUUGCUGGUA
Messenger RNA from Nerophis lumbriciformis (worm pipefish), 2676 nucleotides. It is a transcript of the gene prkci, whose product is annotated as protein kinase C, iota. NCBI's taxonomy places the organism in Eukaryota, Metazoa, Chordata, Actinopteri, Syngnathiformes, Syngnathidae. Gene Ontology annotation, biological process: protein phosphorylation. Gene Ontology annotation, molecular function: protein binding; protein serine/threonine kinase activity; ATP binding. The record is from RefSeq and is a predicted model, not a curated record.